UUAGGGGUCCUUGCUCGCAGCGGUUCCUGGUCCACGUAUUGAGAAGAUCAGCGAUAUCCUUUUUGACAGACAAUGACGUUUGACUGUAUUUAUCCAAACGGUUUUUCUUUUUCACGUUCACCGAUUAAACUUGGGCAGUAUCCAAGUGGCUGUAGACAUUCUGAGAUUUGAACGUCGUUUCAAACGGAUGCAAAAUGUCUUGGCUUGCUGACUUAGCUGGGAAAGCUGAAAAUUUCCUAAAUAAAGUGGACCAGGGAGCUGCCACUGCCCUGAGCACCAACCAGGGUAGAACAUCCUCCUUGUUAUCCUAUGAGGGAGAAUCAACUCUCAAGCCUGAGUACAGCACUCCAGGGUAUGAGACUGAUGCAGCUGUGACACAACAUUCCUAUGCAUCCUCUCAUGAUGCACCAAGCUACAUCUCUGGAGCAGCUGGAAACAUUAAGAGAUCCAAUGCUACCAUGCUGGCAGGCACAGCCAAUGUGGCCAGUACCCCCUCUGGUUCUGGCAGCAGCUUACCCAACUCUGCCAAGCCAACUUCUGGCUUUGUGAGGCCCAAAAAGAGUGACCAGGAUGUGGACGAUGACAUGCUCUUUGACUUCCUGAACAGCUCAGACCCUCCCGUCAGCAACAGGAGGGAUUCAAGAAGAGAACUUGUGAAAGUGGCAGUUCCAGUUAAUGAGGUGGAAAACCUGCCACCUCCUCCUUCUACCACUCUUCAUGCCAUCUCCUCAGCCCCGUCCACACCCCCAUCAACUCGUGGUGUAUCCAGAGCCUCGAGCAUGAGCUCACUGUCUACUCACAGCAUAAAAACAUCAGAGGAGAGCUCUGCUAAAGAGCAGAGCCAAGACACACCUCAGAGUUCAGACUUAGGUUUGGCUGUCCCUCAGGAGUCCAGCAGGCAGGAGCCGCCUCCUCCCACAGAGGAGCCUCAGAGUCAGAUCCUGUCCAGUCUGCGUCUGGAGAACCAGCUGCUGCGCAGUGAGGUGGCCUCCCUCAACCAGGAGAUGGCUUCAGUUAUCCAGAGAGCAAAAGACUUACAAGAUGAAUUAAACCAGGCCAGACUACGCGCAGACAAAUGGAACUCUGAUCAGUCUCACACUGACCGGACGUUACGGGAACUUCGGUCACAGGUUGAUGACCUGACAGAGGCUCUUUCAGCAAAGGAUGGUCAACUUGCAGUCCUGAAAAUCAGACUCGAUGAAGCUGAUCAGCUGCUGAAGUCCCGCAGUGCUGCACUAGAGGAGGCACAGAAAGAAAAGUCAAGAAUUAUGCAAGACCACACAGAAGGGAGCAGCACGCAGUCCCAAGCUCUUGAGACGAUACAGGAGAGGCUGCGGGAGGCUGAACUGGCUCUCAGGAGGGAACAGGACAGCUACCGGCAGAUGCAGAAUGAGUAUGCUGGUCGCCUUUCCAAGCUGGAGGCUGAGAGGCAGACCCUUGCAGAGACAGUGACUGCAGCCGAGCGACGAGCUGCAGAGGAGAAGCUCAGGGUUGACGACCUCCAACAGCAGCUGAAAAGUGCCAAAGCUGCAGCUGAGUCUGCCAGGCAGGAGUUACAAGACUACAAGCACAAAGCCUCACGCAUCCUACAAUCCAAAGAGAAGCUCAUCAGCAGUCUAAAGGAGGGAUCUGGUCUGGACACUCUGGAUGGCAGUGGGACCAUGACUCUAGAGCUGGAGGAACUGCGUCAUGAGAAGGAGAUGCAGAGGGAGGACAUCCAAAAACUACAGGGGCAAGUGCACACACUUCGAACAGAAAUACAGGAUUUGGAGAAUCAGGCCUUGGCAGAGGCAGAGACGUGGCGCGAGCAGCAGGUGCAGUUACAGGAGCAGCAGGCCAUACAGAACAGAGCUAAACAGGAAUUAGAGGCUGAGAUUGAGCGAUACAAACAUGAGCAGCAGUACCUUGAGGAAGAGCACCAUCGAGCCAAAAACACUCUGCAGAGUCGAAUCAAAGACAGAGAGGAUGAAAUCCAAAAACUCAGGAACCAGUUGACUAACAAGACACUAAGCAGCACCAGCCAAACAGAGCUGGAGAACAGGCUCCACCAGCUCACGGAGACGCUGAUCCAGAAGCAAACCAUGCUGGAGGCCUUGGGCACAGAAAAAAGCUCCCUGGUCUUCCAGCUGGAGCGGCUAGAGCAACAGCUGAAGAAUGCACAGGGUGGACAAAGUGGAGGGCCAGUCAUCAACAUGAGCAACUUAGAGGGACCAGGGGCGCGACAAAGAAACACACCAGUCCUCUUCAGUGAUCAAGAUGCUCCAGGAGUGUAUGGCAAAGUACGCAAGGCAGCAAGCACUAUUGACCGUUUCAGCAUCAGACUGGGAAUCUUCUUGAGGCGCUACCCUGUGGCCAGAGUAUUUGUUAUUCUCUACAUGGCAGUGCUCCACCUGUGGGUCAUGAUUGUUCUCCUAACUUACACACCAGAAAUGCACCAUGGCCAACCUGAUGGAAGAUAGAAGGGUUAUAUUUACCAGCUUGGGUUUUUCAUGGUGUUUGCUUUAUUGUCUUCAACGUAUGGAUGGUACAAGAUACUGGAACAUGGACUCUGGGACCUGGCUUUCCCUUUUUUUUUGCACAGAAAUGCUAUAAAGUAAAGACAUUUGCUCUUUUUUCUUUAUCAUUUCCAACUGAAGAUUGAUAGCUGUAUUGAGUUUUAAUUACAGAGUGCAUUGGCGACCUGCUCCCGGGUGUACCCCGCCUUCGCCCGAUUGCCGGCCGGGAUUGGCUUGCCCCCCGUGACCCUGUUCAGGGAUUAGGCGGUAGAAAAUGAAUGAAUGAAUGAAUAAUUACAGAGUUAUAUAUUGUAAUGGUAGUCUGCUGAAGGGACAUAAAAUGAAACAUGAUCUCAGAUCUGUUGUCACCUGCUUUUAGACAUCUGUUCUCUGGAGAAAAUAUUUAACAAUAUGUUUUAAAAAAAGAAUAAUAAUAAGGAUAAUCACCUUUAUUUGGCCAAGUACAGUAUGUUA
Monopterus albus (swamp eel) is the source of this 2969-nucleotide messenger RNA. RefSeq names its product golgin A5 (gene golga5). The coding region runs from base 195 to 2459 and encodes 754 amino acids. The transcript is spliced from 13 exons. The record is from RefSeq and is a predicted model, not a curated record. Gene Ontology annotation, biological process: retrograde transport, vesicle recycling within Golgi; Golgi organization. Lineage: Eukaryota; Metazoa; Chordata; Actinopteri; Synbranchiformes; Synbranchidae. Gene Ontology annotation, cellular component: Golgi cisterna; Golgi membrane.